AUGCGUGGAUACGCCUACGAGAAAAAGAUCAAACCAUCAGGUCAUCGUACUGACCGAGACGGGAUGAGCAACAGCAUUGCUAAACUGGAUAAGGGCAUGACAAAUGGUAUAUUCGAACUAACCAGAAACCUUGUUGCAGAUUGUCGAAUCUAUAAAAUUGAAGCUUAUCUCAGUUUGCUCGAUACUCCGUUCUACCUCAUGGAAUACACGAAAGGUCGAAUAUUCAUGGAUCCUGCAUUAUCUGAACAAAAUCCAAGUGAACGAAAAGAAAUUUAUACCGAGGCUAUUCGAACACUUAGUACAAUCCACUCCGUGAACCACGAAAAAGUUGGGCUAGCUGAUUACGGCAAAAAAGAGGGCUAUAUGAAGAGGAACCUCCAGCGCUGGGCGAAGAACUAUGAGAUGGCAAAGACUGACGACAUCCCGGAAAUGCACCAACUACACGACUACCUUCUCCAGAAUAUUCCUGAAGAGAACAACGACGUUGCGAUAGUGCAUGGCGAUUUUCGGCGAGUUUUUAUUGAGGCGCUUAGAAGGAGCUUGGACAAUCUCAUAUUCCAUCCAACUCAGUGUCGUGUGAUCGCUGUAUUAGACUGGGAGACAUCUACAAUUGGAGACCCAUACGCGGAUUUGGCUACAUUUCUUUUUCCCCAUUAUAGUACCAUCAAAAGCAAGGUGUUACCUGGCAUGGGACAUCAUACUGAACAAGACUUCCAUCGACUUGGGAUACCAACCGUUCAGGAAGUUCUUGAGCUGUAUGCCCGCACCAGACAAGUGGAACCGAUUGAUCCGAAAAAAUGGGUCUUCUACGGCUCCAUUGUACGAGAUGGUGACGAGUACAUCAUAAAUGCUAGAAAAUGGUUCACAUCAAAUGCUGCUCACACUGACUGCCAAAUUUGCAUCUUCAUGGGGCGAGUAAUUGGCAAAACAACAAAUCGACUCUCUCAGCAUUCAAUGGUACUUGUUCCCAUGAAGUGCCCAGGUGUUAAGAUUGUUAGGAAUCUUCACGUGUUCGGCGCUGACGAUGCUCCGUCUGGUCACUGCGAAGUGCUCUUCACGAAUGUCCGCGUUCCCGUUGGAAACAUGAUUCUGGGUGAAGGCAGAGGAUUUGAGAUCGCUCAAGGGCGAUUAGGGCCUGGUCGAAUCCAUCAUGCCAUGAGACUAAUAGGUCAUGCCGAACGAGCUAUUGACAUCAUGAAAGAACGAACUUCCUACCGAAAAGCUUUUGGAAGACGGCUGCGCGAAUUCGAUUCGGUCCGGAAAGAAAUAGCUCUGUCACGAUGCGACGUUGAACAAGCACGAUUACUUGUUCUCAAAGCUGCACACAUGAUUGAUACAAUAGGGCCGAAGGGAGCACAAUCCGAAAUUGCAAUGAUCAAGGUAGUCGCUCCUAAUAUGGCGCAACGAGUUGUAGAUCGAGCUAUCCAGAUGCUCGGAGGAAGCGGACUCACCGUGGACACGCCCCUUUCCUUCUUCUUCACAGCCGCCCGUUCGCUAAGACUAGCCGACGGGCCAGAUGAGGUUCAUCUCGAGACGAUAGCAAAAAACGAAUUCAGAAGUCGACUUUGA
Messenger RNA from Haemonchus placei, 1569 nucleotides. NCBI's taxonomy places the organism in Eukaryota, Metazoa, Nematoda, Chromadorea, Rhabditida, Trichostrongylidae. The record is from the annotation of a GenBank genome assembly.